Molecule: messenger RNA, 1189 nt
Organism: Amoebophrya sp. A120
Lineage: Eukaryota; Dinophyceae; Syndiniales; Amoebophryaceae
Source: the annotation of a GenBank genome assembly
GCUGAACAGGGACAGACUCGAUCCCACUCGGGUCGACGCGCGGAUCGAGAGCGAAGAUCCCGCCGCGAAGAAGUCCAGGAUCGACAUGGUGUCGCGCAUCCGGACCUUUCCGAACAGGCUGCAGCCGGAGCCGAGCCGCGCGCGGGCGCGGAGGGACAGACUGGAUCCGAGUUCCAAGUGGUUCAAAAUCGACAUGCUGCUUCCCAUCCGCACCUGGCUGAAGAUGCUCACAGCGGAUCCGUACCGCUGGAAGCCGCGCAGGGAGAGGGACGAGCCGGCCAAAAUCGUGUCGAACGUGCUCAUCAUGGAGCCCAUGCGGAACUUGCCGUAGAUGGAGACGGACGAGCCAACGCGAGCGUAGCAGCGCAGCGACAAACUAGACCCGCACGUCAUGUAGUUCAGGAUCGACAGGCUGGAACCGUAUCGCACGCAGUCGUAGAUCGACAUGCCGGAGCCGAGGCGGACCCAGCUGCGGACGGACAGCAACGUCAGGUUCGUCUGCUCCUGGGAAGAAACCGUCGAGCCAAACUUCACGUAGCCCGCGACGGAGAGCGUCGAUCCGAGCCGGCUGUAGGACCGAAUCGACAACGCCGAUCCGAGUUGCACGAACUGCAACACCGAGAAGUUGCUCGCCGCGCGAAACAUGCCGUAAAUCGAGAAGCUGCUGCCCAACCGAGCCAUCGACCGCAUGGACACGCAGCUGCCGAGGCAGGCGUAGUCCAGGACAGACAAGCUGGACCCGAACGUGACCUGGUUGAUCACGGAAAAAUUACUCCCGCACCGCCCGAACGCACGGAGGGACAAGGUCGAUCCCGCGAUCGCAAAGUUCAGCACGGACAGGUUGCUGCCGAGGUUUGUGUAGCUGAAGAUGCUGAAGUUGGAACCAAGUCUGCUCGCGCCACGGCAGGACAAGGCGGAUCCCAUGAACAUGGCCUGGCAAACGGACAACGUCGAUCCGAACCGCACCUGGCUGAACAGAGACAGCAUGCUGCCGCAGCAAGUCGUCGACCGGAUGCUCAUCGUGCUGCCCAGCUCGAAGAAGUCCAGGACGGACACCGAACCGGCGGCCGCGCGGCUGAAGAUGCUGAAAGAGGAUCCCAUGCGGCUGAAGCCGCGCAGGCUGAAGCUGGAACCGAUCGCGACGAAGUCCAGAACCGACAAGGUUGAGCCCAACCUGGAAGUUCCGUAG